AUGGCCGAGCAGCCGACACAUGAAGAAAUGUUGUUAGAACAACAGCAGAACCUCAUGGAGCAGCCGCCGAUGGAGCACCAUCUCCAUUUGUCUCCGAUCGAUAAGGAAACUGAUGAGGCACUGAAUACCGACCAGCCGCCGGCUCAGGAAGUUCCGGUGAGCGAGAGAGACAAUUCAAUUUGUUUAAUUGACAUUAGAAAACUGACAGGGGAAAUUCAAAACUUUUGUAAACAAAGUAAAUAUUAUGAAUUUUUAAUAGCUUAUGAAAAAUAACUGUAUUUUCUCUACUUUUUUUCACUAAUUAUCUAAUCAUUGCAGUUCCCGCUCAGAGACAUGCAAGUCGCCGAACAAAUGAAGAGAAUGAUUGUCGACCUGCAGCGCAUCUGGCUCACAGAAUACCAUAAUUCUCGCGAGAAAGCGCUCGUGGAGCUCACCGAGAAGCUUCAUCAGGAGUUCCUGGCCGAUCAGCAGAAAAUCCGAGCGGAGCUGCUCGGCCAGUUCAAAGACGAACUCGAGCAGACAAGAACCGAUUUGGAGAUGAAAUAUCGUGAGAAUCUGAAGCAGGAGAGUGCGAAGCUCGUCGAGAAGCACAAGCGGGAGCUCGCUGCGUCCAAGAAAAAGCAGUGGUGCUGGUCGUGCGAGAAUGAGGUGAGAGAUUUGCAUUGCAUUCAAAAGUCUGGCCACGUCCCUCACGAACUGUAUUUUGUAGGCGAUCUACCACUGCUGCUGGAACACGGCCUACUGCUCGGUCGAAUGCCAGCAGGGACACUGGCAGACUCACCGCAAAUUCUGCCGCCGAAAGAAGGGAAACAAUGCUCCGGGAGCCGGCGCCGUCAAUCUCCCCGCCCAAUAA
Molecule: messenger RNA, 853 nt
Organism: Caenorhabditis sp. 36 PRJEB53466
Lineage: Eukaryota; Metazoa; Nematoda; Chromadorea; Rhabditida; Rhabditidae
Source: the annotation of a GenBank genome assembly